UUGUCAUUUGCUAGUAAACAACAACUGUAAACAGAUUCUUGAAUCCGUGCACUGAGCAAGUGAUCAGGGACCGAUCGAGUAAACUCGAGCGAGCAUUCAACACGCAUCUGUUCGCCGAGAUACUAUAUGCUAUCCUUUUUUAACUACGAGCUACAUGAAUUAAUCUUGUUGCCAUGCUUUGGAAAGCACUGAUUAUCUUCAUCAUUUCAAGUCUACUGUAUCUUACAGUGAUGCGUCACUGGUCUGAGCGAAAGUACCACUUUCCUCCUGAACCGUGCCCUUUACCUUGGAGAUGAAGGAGCUCAACCCCGUGAUCAUCAGGAGCCUGGCAAGACAAUACGAAAUCUGAAAGAUGAUUCUAGAAAUCGCAUUUGUUUUCGUUUGUGUGACAACGAUCGCUUUCUUUGUCCACCGCGCCCAUGCGCAGAAAUCCAAGAAGCUGGCUCCUGGCCCCAGGCCGUAUCCCCUGAUUGGCAACAUGCCCCGUUUAGCAGGAAAACCAGGUCACUUGGCCAUGACUGAGCUAGCUGAGGAGUAUGGUAAGAUCUAUACGCUCUACCUGCCCGGCGGUCAGCGGUGUGUCGUUAUCAACUCAAUAGAUCUGGCCCGUGAAGCGCUGCUCGCUAGGAGAGAUGAAUUUUCAGGGCGACCCGUGACCUUUGUUGGAGACUACUUGUCCCGAGGAGGCAGAAAUAUCAUCUGCGCCGACUUCACGCAAUCAAUGAUCCUUCUGCGAAAGAUUGCUCACUCAGCACUGCGCAUGUACGGAAGUGGCUUGAAGCAUCUCGAGUGUCUUAUAAGCAGUGAGGUUGAUCACAUGGCCAAACGCAUCACUUCCCAACAGGGGAAACCAUUUGAUCCAAAAAAAGAAAUUCAGCUGACCAUUCUCAACGUGAUAUGUGCUGUUGUCUACGGCGAAAGCUACGAUAUUGAAGACGAAGAAUUCCUGCGGAUAAUUCAGUACAAUGAUGACUUUAUCAGACUAUUUGGUAGCUAUAAUAUCUUAGACCUGCUUCCGUGGCUAAGAUUUUUCCCUCUGCAAGACAUGAAAACCCUGCGCGAGUCGCGCCAAAUCAGAGAUGACAUCCUCGGAGCAAAAUAUCAAGAACACAAAAAGAGGUUUGAAGAGGACAGCGCAAACAACAACUUUGAAAUCGAAGAUUUGACUGAUGCUCUACUGAAGGCCUACCACGAGGCGCAAGAAGAAGACGGAAAAGUCGCACAAUUGCUGACUGAAGAUCAUCUCGUUAUGACAAUGAACGAUGUCUUCAAUGCCGGUCUGGAGACAUCGGCUACAACACUACGAUGGCUGCUCGCUUUCUUGGUUACCUACCCAGAUAUCCAAGCCCGCGUGCAUGCGGAGUUAGAUGACGUCAUCGGCAGUGGCCGCAUGCCGUGUUUGAACGACCGUGGGAAUCUUCCAUAUUUGGAAUCCACCAUUGCAGAGGUUCUCCGCAUCAGAGCUAUAGUUCCACUGUCACUGCCUCACAAGGCGACGUGUGAUACGACACUGGGUGGCUACGAUGUACCAAAAGACACAAUGCUUAUAUCAAACAUAUGGGCUAUGCACCACGACAAAAAUGAAUGGCAGAAUCCCGAAGUGUUCGACCCGUCUAGGUUCUUGGACAAAGACGGAAAGCUUCUUGGCUCAGAACGAAAAUUCUCCGCCGCUGGAGUACGCAGCUACUUACCAUUUAGCGCCGGAAGACGCGGUUGCCUGGGUGAAUCACUGGCGAAAACCGAAAUGUUCUUAGUGGCGUCCAGGCUCCUGCAUCAAUUUAAAUUCGAAAAUCCAGCUGGUAGACCUCUUCCAGAUCUGAGCGGCGAGGUUGGCGUGGUCUUAAUGCCCGGCCCCUUUGAAAUAUGUGCCAAGGAUAGAUUGUAAACAUCGCAGAAUGAACUCAAUUAGAAUUUAAUUUUCCCUGUUCAAAAAACUCUUUUCAAUUGCUUUGAUUACGGAUAAGAUUAUAAAAAUAAGAACAAUUUUUAAAAGUACUCUGUCAAAUGAAACCAACUAUGAUUAAUUUUAACGGAAACUCCUUUUCUUGAAACACACUACCUGAAAUAUUUAUGAUUCCUUCCUGCGUUGGAUGGAAAAAGAAAAUCUUUUAAUGAGCAAAAGUAGAAUUUUUCAACACGAAUGUAUUCAGCCCUCUAUGAGGCAAAGUAGUACUUCACAUUUAGUGAAUGAUCUGAAUUUUA
This is a messenger RNA of Pocillopora damicornis (cauliflower coral), 2202 nucleotides long. RefSeq names its product steroid 17-alpha-hydroxylase/17,20 lyase. Gene Ontology annotation, biological process: progesterone metabolic process; hormone biosynthetic process. Gene Ontology annotation, molecular function: iron ion binding; heme binding; steroid 17-alpha-monooxygenase activity. The record is from RefSeq and is a predicted model, not a curated record. Lineage: Eukaryota; Metazoa; Cnidaria; Anthozoa; Scleractinia; Pocilloporidae.